Messenger RNA from Salvia splendens (bonfire salvia), 1409 nucleotides. RefSeq names its product transcription factor MYB44. The record is from RefSeq and is a predicted model, not a curated record. Gene Ontology annotation, cellular component: nucleus. Gene Ontology annotation, molecular function: DNA-binding transcription factor activity, RNA polymerase II-specific; RNA polymerase II cis-regulatory region sequence-specific DNA binding. The coding region runs from base 125 to 1069 and encodes 314 amino acids. NCBI's taxonomy places the organism in Eukaryota, Viridiplantae, Streptophyta, Magnoliopsida, Lamiales, Lamiaceae. Gene Ontology annotation, biological process: regulation of DNA-templated transcription. The transcript has a single exon.
CCUCUCUCAUCGCUGAAGGCGAGGCUCCGCCUCUCUAACUAUUUAACCAAAGAUUUGGGGGUUUUCACUUUUCAUCCGGAAAAAAAAUUGAAUCCGGAAAUCUAGGUUUUUUCAAUUUCUAGAUAUGGAGAGAAGCGAAUCGGAUCGGAUUAAGGGGCCGUGGAGCCCGGAGGAGGACGAGCUGCUGCAGAAGCUGGUGGAGAAGCACGGCCCGAGGAACUGGUCACUGAUCAGCAAAUCAAUCCCCGGUAGAUCGGGGAAAUCGUGCCGGCUGCGGUGGUGCAAUCAGCUCUCGCCGCAGGUGGAGCACCGCUCCUUCACUGCGGAGGAGGACGAGACUAUUAUUCGCGCUCACGCGCGUUUCGGCAACAAGUGGGCGACCAUAGCGCGGCUCCUCUCCGGCCGCACCGACAACGCGAUCAAAAAUCAUUGGAACUCGACUCUGAAGCGCAAGUGCGUGUCGAUGUCGGAGGAAUUCAACGACUUCGAUCCAGAGGCGCGCCAGCCGCUGAAGCGAUCGUCAAGCGUCGGGCCGGGAACGAACGUUUCCGUUUCCGGCUUCUGUUUCAACCCGGGUAGUCCCGACGGGUCGGAUAUGAGCGAUUCGAGCCAUUCGGGUCAUCUCGUGUACAGGCCUAUUGCUCGAACGGGCGGGAUCUCCCCACCCGAUCCGCAACCUGACCCGGUCACUUCCCUUAGUCUUUCCCUACCCGGACUCGACCCGAGCCCGAACCAAUCUGUUUUGGAGCUUGAACCGCAAAUUGCAGCGGAUCGUUCUGUUAAAUCCGUUCCUGUUCUUCCGCAGCACUCAAUUCAAAUGUUUGCUUCCCAUCCUCCGCCUCCUCCACCGCCGCCGCCGUUGCCACCGGCGAUUAACCAAAUUCGCCAGUUUGCGCCUGCGGCGGAUAAGCAGUUUUUCAGCCCGGAGUUUCUGGCGGUGAUGCAGGAUAUGGUGAGGAAAGAGGUCCAGAAUUACAUGGCGGGAAUGGAUCAGAAGGGCUUCUGCAUUCAGAGCGAGGCUAUUAGGAAUGCGGUGGUGAAGAGGAUGGGUAUCAGCAAGAUUGACUGAGUGAGAAUCAAUGAGGGGAAAAAGGAUUAAAAUUUCGGAUCUUUUAGUUUAAUGUCAAAUUAGAUUGAUUUCAAUCUUUGGUUAGAGAGAAGAGGGAAAAAUAACUUUGGGGUUGUACAGAUGAGAAAGGGGAGGUGGUGGAAAUGGUAAGCAAGAAAUGUCCUGAAAUUAAGAAGUGAUUUUGAUGAUGAUGAUGAUGAUGAUGAUGAAUUGGGGAAACUAAGUUCUAGCUUGGUUUAAUUAAAUGUUCAUAUUUUAUCCCGCUGUUGUAAUAACAUCAGUUAUCGGUUUUCUGUUUUAAGAUUUUCUAACUCUAAUCAAGGUUUUAAUUGAACGCAAA